ACCCCGAGGAGGAGCGGAAGCCAGGCGGCUGUGCUGCUUCGGGGAGCGGGCGGCGGCGGCGGUAGCGGCGGCAGCGGCGACGAACGCUGAGGCGGCAGCCGCGGCGGGAACAGGCGCUGCCCUCGGGGAGCAGCAGCGCGGUCGGCGGCCGCUCGCACCGCUGCAGAGGGGCCGGCCGGGCGCGGAGCGGAGCAGCUGCGCUACGGGUGGCAUUGUGUGCCCCGGAGUGCACGAGCGAGUCCCGGGAGAGCGGCGAGGCCGAGCCCAGAGUGCUGGGUGGCUUCGGCAGGGAAGACUCCCUUCCCCCGGCUUCAGGCUGCUGAGCCCUGAGCAGCACUCAGAAUGGAAGCCAUCGCCAAAUAUGACUUCAAAGCUACUGCUGACGACGAGCUGAGCUUCAAAAGGGGGGACAUCCUCAAGGUUUUGAAUGAAGAAUGUGAUCAGAACUGGUACAAGGCAGAACUCAAUGGGAAAGAUGGCUUCAUCCCCAAGAAUUAUAUAGAAAUGAAACCACAUCCGUGGUUUUUUGGCAAAAUCCCCAGAGCCAAGGCAGAAGAAAUGCUUAGCAAACAGCGGCAUGACGGGGCCUUUCUCAUCCGAGAGAGUGAGAGUGCCCCUGGGGACUUCUCCCUCUCUGUCAAGUUUGGAAAUGACGUGCAGCACUUCAAGGUGCUCCGAGAUGGAGCGGGAAAGUAUUUCCUCUGGGUGGUGAAAUUCAAUUCUCUGAACGAGCUGGUAGAUUAUCACAGAUCGACAUCCGUCUCCAGGAACCAGCAGAUAUUCCUCCGGGACAUAGAACAGGUGCCACAGCAACCAACGUACGUCCAGGCCCUCUUUGACUUUGAUCCCCAGGAGGAUGGAGAGCUGGGAUUCCGUCGGGGAGACUUUAUCCACGUCAUGGAUAACUCAGACCCCAACUGGUGGAAAGGGGCCUGCCACGGGCAGACCGGCAUGUUCCCCCGCAAUUACGUCACCCCUGUGAACCGGAACGUCUAAGAAUCAAGAAGAGGUUAUUUAAAGAAAGUGAAAAAUUUAAAACACAAAAGAAUGAAACCCACGAGCUGCCUUAACAGCAGCCUGUGAGGGAGCUCGGAACACCUGUCCGGGUCACCUGGUGACCUCCUCACUUUGGUUGGAACUUUGGGAGGGGUGGGAGGGGGCGUUGGAUAUAAAAAUGCCAAAACUUACCUAUAAAUUAAGAAAAGAGUUUUUAUUACAAAUUUUCACCGCUGCUCCUGUUUCUCCUUUGUUCUCUUUUUCAUCCUUUUCCUCUUCUGUCCAUCAGUGCAUGACGUCUAAUGCCACAUAUAGUCCUAGCUGAUGCCAAUAAUAAAAGAAAAGAAACCAA
Molecule: messenger RNA, 1348 nt
Organism: Lutra lutra (Eurasian river otter)
Lineage: Eukaryota; Metazoa; Chordata; Mammalia; Carnivora; Mustelidae
Gene: GRB2
Product: growth factor receptor bound protein 2
Exons: 6
Coding region: 343-996 (217 amino acids)
Molecular function (GO): protein binding
Source: RefSeq, a predicted model, not a curated record